Messenger RNA from Austrofundulus limnaeus, 967 nucleotides. It is a transcript of the gene drc5, whose product is annotated as dynein regulatory complex subunit 5. Lineage: Eukaryota; Metazoa; Chordata; Actinopteri; Cyprinodontiformes; Rivulidae. The coding region runs from base 296 to 967 and encodes 223 amino acids. The transcript has 3 exons. The record is from RefSeq and is a predicted model, not a curated record.
UCAUUUUAAACCCUAAAUAUUAUGAGAAUAUUAUGUUUUUGUUUGGUUUAGUAUGUUUGUUUUACUAGAGCAUUGUUCCUCAUGUUCAUUUUUCCAAAUAAAAUCCUAAAUAACCAUUUAUUGAAAAUUUUUGAGGACCCCCAAAAUAGGGCUCGUGGGCCCCUGAGGGUCCUGGGAUCCCAGUUUGAGAACCUCUGGGUUAGGUUAUGGUUGACGUUUCUCUUUCUUUAAACAGACUAAUUUUUAUAUUUCUUGUUUCUCACCAACGCCUGGAAGCCGUUCAGCUUAUCGCGAGAUGAGACGGAUCUUUGCUGAAAACCCAAACUGGUCUCUGGUCCUAGUGCCCAGUUUAUCCAAUAUAUGCCURCAAAGCAUUGUGAAGAAUUUUGAAGUAAAUCCAGUAUUCAGAGAGCUCACGCCCAGCCAGAGACUCUGGGUUCAGGAGACCCUGUCCCCGUCCCUGCCCCUGUCUGUUACAGCCAGCCUGAUCCCUGAUGGUGUUUACUGGAAGCGAUGCUGCGAGCGCAGGUGGGACCUCUGUGACGUCUCUCGUUACGGCCACAGCUGGAGACGAAUGUUCUUUGAGAGGCACUUGGAGAACCUGAUUGAGCUUUUUAUCCCAGACACAACAGAGCCAAAGACUGUUCUUGACGUGCUUCCUCUCUGUAAGAAAUACGUCAAGAGGCUCAACAUCUCCCAGCUGCUGCCGCCUAUAAAAGAGCCUCGGGGGGAGGAGGAGGAUGAAACCGACUUGGCUAUAGGCGAUGAGCACGAUGAGCUUUACGCUCGCCACUUCGAUUUUGGCCUCGUGCUCGAGAAGCUGAUAAACCUGGAGGAGUUGCAUGUGGUUUACAGAGUCAAAGAAUGUGGGAUGAACUUCGAACGGAAGAUGUUUCAGAUGACAAAGAGAGACUGUGAAUCCCUCGGCAAGGCAGUAAAAUCCUCUAAGACCCUGAAGCUACUCUGA